This is a messenger RNA of Metopolophium dirhodum (rose-grain aphid), 1347 nucleotides long. RefSeq names its product twist-related protein-like. The coding region runs from base 282 to 1049 and encodes 255 amino acids. Gene Ontology annotation, molecular function: RNA polymerase II transcription regulatory region sequence-specific DNA binding; protein dimerization activity; DNA-binding transcription factor activity, RNA polymerase II-specific. The record is from RefSeq and is a predicted model, not a curated record. The transcript is spliced from 3 exons. Lineage: Eukaryota; Metazoa; Arthropoda; Insecta; Hemiptera; Aphididae. Gene Ontology annotation, biological process: developmental process; regulation of transcription by RNA polymerase II.
GGAUCUCAUAGUUAUAAUAUAGUCGUCGUCGCCGCCGUAGACUGCUGCAGUCCCUUCGGGAGUUUACUAGAUAUAAUAUAAUCACACGCAUGUCAUAUACGUACGUUAUCCUCCGGACACAGCACACGUCAUCUGCGCUGAUGUCCCGCGCGUUAUAAUAAUAACUGUCUUUUCGAUCUUGAUCGAUAUAUAAUUUCGUCUUACCUAUCUAGAUUGCGCGCACGAGAGUCGAUUUACGCGGUGUAGUAUACCUAGGUACCAUACAUAUACGUGAACUCGCCAUGAUGAUGGACUCGGACUCGGCGUAUAAGCCCAACGGCGAUUACCUCAUGUCGCCGUACACCUGGCACACGCCGCAAGAUUUGCAGCAGUUCACCAACGCACCCAUCGUGUACCCGUACAGUGACUACGGAUCUGUGGUAGUCAAGUCUGAGUACGACGACGACGUUUGCGGGGUUGUCGGCGGUGGUGGCGGCGGCGGUGGAAUCGGAAUCGGUGGAGAUCUCAGCUGCGGCGGUGGUGGUGGAGACGGCUGCGGCGAUAUCGGAGGCGGUGGCGGCGGUGGUAGCAGCAGUUCACCCGGCCUGGAACACGACACGGUGGAACCGAAAAAGGGAAAGAAACGGUCGUCCAGAUCGAAAGAAAUCCAAACGCCGUUGAAAUCAAGGAGACGAUCUCCGCAGACCCCAGAAGAGAUGCAAAGCCAACGGGUGAUGGCCAAUGUACGGGAACGGCAGCGGACACAGAGUCUAAACGAAGCGUUUGCGUCUCUCCGGAAGAUCAUACCUACGCUUCCGUCUGACAAACUAUCGAAAAUCCAAACGUUGAAGUUGGCCACGCGAUACAUUGAUUUCCUGUACCAGGUGUUGCACAAAGCCAACACGGAUGAAGUUCCCAUGGUAGGACACACAGACUCAGAUUCUCAGCACUCCAUCGAACAAGGAUCUUCCGGUACUGGAUCUUGCACUUACGUGGCUCAUGAACAACUCAGCUACGCGUUUAGUGUGUGGAGAAUGGAAGGCGAAUGGAACAACGUCAACCAGGAAUAAUAAUUUUAACAUUUAAGUGAACAUGGGGGGUGGGGGUGUUUGUACAUCGAAAAGUAUUGAUAUGCAACUAAGUAUUUCCUUUUGCAGUUUUGCAUAUACACACACACAUAUAUAUAAUAUAUGUACCUAUUUAGUAUAUAUUAUAUUAUGUAUAUUAUUUAAUUUAAAAUUAUGUUUAGUUUUUAUACUUUUUAAACGUUAAGAUAUUUUUUAUCGAUUUUUAUUUUUUAUUAUUAUUUUUAUGUACAUAAAGCCACCAAUGUAUAAAUAUAUUUUUUUAUUAAGUUUAUUUUUUCUA